AUGACCACCAUCGAGGAAACAAAGGAUGUUCCACAUGCUGGAGAUCCAGAGAAAGCACCGGAAGUUCAUCCCGCCUCUGAGGGUGAGGUCGGUGUCAUUCUCAAGCAUGCUAAUCGUAACGAUGCGGAUGAGGCCCUGAAGGUUUUGGCGGGUCACGAGGGAGAGGUGAUCAUCUUGACGCCUGAAGAUGAGCGGAAGCUUCUUCGCAAGAUAGACCGAAAUCUCAUGCCUCUUCUUUGUCUGGUAUACGGUUUGAAUUAUCUCGAUAAAACAACAGUCUCAUACGCGUCGAUCAUGGGCCUCAAAGCCGACAUCCACUUGAUUGGCCAGGACUACAGUUGGGUCGCAUCUAUGUUCUACUUUGGCUACCUGUUCUUCGAAUGGCCAACGAACCGACUGUUACAGCGUCUGCCGUUAGGCAAUUUUGUUGGAGAUAUACCCAACGGAGGAAUUAGCAACUUCUUUUCACAGUUGAUUGUGUCAUUCGGAUUCACUAAUCAGCAAUCGCUCCUGCUCGGCACUCCUGGGGGAAUGGUUGAGGUCAUCGCCCUGGUAUUAUGCGGCUACUUAGGUGACAAGCUGCGCAAUAGACUUCUUGUCAGCGUAUCCGGCAUGGCAAUAGCGCUUCUCGGAAUGUUACUCAUCACCUGCCUGGACAACCAUCAUAGCGCAGGAAGACUGGUCGGGUACUAUUUCACACAAGCCUCUCCGACACCAUUCGUUGCUCUGCUUUCGCUCAUCAGCACCAACGUCGCUGGCUGGACCAAGAAGACAACCGUUGCUGCAAUGUAUCUAAUAGGAUACUGCGUAGGCAAUAUCAUUGGGCCGCAGGUAUUCCAGAAUAAAGACGCGCCACAGUAUCGUCCGGCUGAGAUAACAAUCUGCGUUUGUUACUUCCUCUGCAUACUGGACGUUUUGUUCAUUUACGCUUGGUGCAAGAGAGAGAAUCGAAGAAAGGAAAAGAUUAGAGCGCAGCCAGGAUACACAAAGAUCGAGGGUCAAGAGUUUUAUGAUCUGACGGAUCGGGAAAACCCCGAAUUCGUGUACAGCCUCUGA
Phaeoacremonium minimum UCRPA7 is the source of this 1056-nucleotide messenger RNA. RefSeq names its product putative mfs allantoate protein. Gene Ontology annotation, molecular function: dipeptide transmembrane transporter activity; allantoate transmembrane transporter activity. The coding region runs from base 1 to 1056 and encodes 351 amino acids. Lineage: Eukaryota; Fungi; Ascomycota; Sordariomycetes; Togniniales; Togniniaceae. Gene Ontology annotation, cellular component: plasma membrane. Gene Ontology annotation, biological process: tripeptide transport; allantoate transport; dipeptide transport. The transcript has 5 exons. The record is from RefSeq and is a predicted model, not a curated record.